This is a messenger RNA of Pararge aegeria (speckled wood butterfly), 2703 nucleotides long. RefSeq lists its product as uncharacterized. NCBI's taxonomy places the organism in Eukaryota, Metazoa, Arthropoda, Insecta, Lepidoptera, Nymphalidae. The coding region runs from base 1 to 2703 and encodes 900 amino acids. The transcript has 3 exons. The record is from RefSeq and is a predicted model, not a curated record.
AUGCUACAAACCAAGCUAAUUACCGAUCUAAUCGUACUGCACAAGAACGUGACGACGGAAAUGAACGUGAAAGAAUUCGGAUAUCACAAACGCGUGAAGCGCGAGCGCGACAUACAACUAAUAAUCGCGAAAAUACAAGGGCAAAUAUAUCACAGAGCAGGUUCACUGUUACCAGUGUCAGAUAGCGACAACAAAUUCCUGCAAAUUUAUUUUAUGGGCAAUUCACCACAAGAAAUUGAUCUGCGUUGUGCACAUAACAAUUUAGUAAAGAGGUCUAUUGUAGAACAAUUACAAACUUUAUUUCAUCAACACAAUCAAUUGAUUAUAUUGUUUAAAACUGCCCUGGAUCUGAUGCCAUCCGAUAAUCACAAAAUUGUAAUCAGAGCUGAUAAAACACCUGCAGGUCAACAUACAAGACGUUUUAAUGCACCAACUAUUGAUGAAGUUGCUAUCGUUGUAGUUGGAAAAAACUUGGAAUCCCGUGAUAUUGUUUUACAUCGUCGGAAUGAUCAAUUACAACGUAUAAAGGAAACACACCGCUCAUAUGAUGCACUGCAAUAUCCCAUUAUAUUUUGGCAAGGUGAAGAUGGCUACGAUUUCUCAAUAAAAAUGAUAAAUCCCAUUACAGGUUCUGAAACCAACAAAAAAGUCAGUUCAAUGAACUAUUAUUCAUACCGCCUAAUGAUUCGGGAAAAUGAAGAUAAUCACAUAUUGAAAUGUCGGCGAUUAUAUCACAAAUAUGUUGUUGACAUGUAUGUUAAAAUUGAAACGGAGAGAUUAACAUUCAUCAGGUUGAAUCAAACCAAACUCCGAUCUGAAGAGUAUAUUCACCUUCGAGAUGCGAUUAAUACUGAUGGAAAUGCACAGAAUGUCGGUCGGAUGACUAUUCUUCCAGCAACAUACAUCGGAAGCCCUCGGCAUAUGCACGAAUAUGCUCAAGAUGCCAUGUCGUAUGUUCGACAUUAUGGUACAGCAGAUUUGUUCAUCACAUUUACAUGCAAUCCGCAAUGGAUAGAAAUCAAGCAGGAGUUAUUCCCUGGGCAAUCACCCAUUGAUCGUCAUGAUAUUACAGCCAGAGUCUUUAGACAAAAGUUGAAAUCUUUAAUGGAUUUCAUCGUAAAACAUAAUGUGUUUGGUGAGACACGCUGCUGGAUGUAUUCUGUGGAGUGGCAGAAACGAGGAUUGCCACAUGCACACAUUUUGAUUUGGUUGGUUGAAAAGAUAAGGCCAAAUGAAGUUGAUGCAGUGAUAUCAGCUGAAAUCCCUAAUGUACAAGUAGAUCCUGGAUUGCAUGAGGUAGUUAUCAAAAACAUGAUACAUGGUCCAUGUGGAACUCUUAAUCAAAAUUCACCGUGUAUGAUGGAUGGUAAGUGUUCAAAACGAUAUCCACGGACAUUAAUAUCGGAAACAAUUACUGGUAAUGACGGUUAUCCAUUGUAUCGUCGCAGAUCGACAGCAGACAAUGGAAAAUCAACAAUUGUCAAAUUAAAUCAACAAGAUAUUGAAAUAGAUAAUCGUUGGAUUGUUCCAUAUUCACCCAUUUUAUCAAAGACAUUCAAAGCACACAUCAACGUUGAAUCUUGCCAUUCAGUGAAAUCUAUUAAAUACAUUUGCAAAUAUGUAACCAAAGGGAGUGAUAUGGCUGUGAUUGGAAUUGGUGCAGAGAUUUCCAAUGAUGAAGUUACCCAAUACCAAAUGGGCCGCUAUGUCAGUAGUAAUGAAGCAGUUUGGCGAAUAUUUUCUUUUCCUAUUCAUGAGAGACACCCUUCUGUUGUUUACUUAGCUGUGCAUUUAGAAAAUGGACAAAGAGUGUAUUUUACAGCACAGAACGCAGUACAAAGAGCUGCUCAGCCACCAUCUACUACAUUAACCAGUUUUUUUGAAACAUGCCAAAACGAUGAUUUCGCAAAAACAUUGCUAUAUUCUGAAAUGCCAAAAUAUUAUACCUGGAAUCAAUCCUCAAGGAGAUUUAUACGACGGAAACAAGGAAAACCAGUUCUAGGAUAUACAGAUGUAUAUUCCACCGAUGCGAUUGGUCGGAUUUAUUCAGUACAUCCAAGCAAUGAUGAAUGUUUUUAUUUACGACUGCUAUUAGUCAAUGUACGUGGCCCAACAUCAUUCCAACAGUUACGAACUGUUGAUGGUGAAUUGUGUGGAUCCUACAGAGAAGCCUGUCAACGUUUGCAAUUGCUUGAAAAUGACGCUCAUUGGGAUCAAACUCUCAAUGAUGCUAUAAUAUCAUCACACGCUCAUCAAAUACGAACAUUGUUUUCUAUAAUCAUAUCUACAUGCUUCCCAUCAAACCCAAUUGAUUUGUGGAUCAAGUACAAAGAUUAUAUGUGUGAUGAUAUUUUGUAUCAAAUACGGAAUAGAAUGGGAAAUCCAAAUAUACAAAUCAGUGAAGAAAUUUACAAUGAAGCAUUGAUUUCAAUUGAGGACAUGUGCUUGAUAAUGUCAAACAAACUAUUAAUUCAAUUAGGCCUGACCGCGCCCAAUCGUCCAAUGCAUGACGCUUUUAACCAAGAGUUGCAUCGAGAAAAACUGUACGAUCUCAACGCUUUGAAAGAAUUAAUUCAAACAAAUCUUCCACUGUUAAAUGAACAACAGAAGUAUGUAUUUGAAACUCUUAUGAAAGUAACAAAUGAUGAAACUGGAGGGAUUUACUUCUUAGAUGCACCUGGUGGUACAGGAAAAACUUUUUGA